This is a messenger RNA of Perognathus longimembris pacificus (Pacific pocket mouse), 890 nucleotides long. RefSeq names its product mitochondrial ribosomal protein S15 (gene Mrps15). NCBI's taxonomy places the organism in Eukaryota, Metazoa, Chordata, Mammalia, Rodentia, Heteromyidae. The record is from RefSeq and is a predicted model, not a curated record. The coding region runs from base 114 to 848 and encodes 244 amino acids. Gene Ontology annotation, biological process: translation. The transcript has 8 exons. Gene Ontology annotation, molecular function: structural constituent of ribosome. Gene Ontology annotation, cellular component: ribosome.
GGCCUCGAUUGGUCGAGCCUGAGCCGUCAUGGCGGCGCCCGUGUGACCCGGUCCCUACCGUGACGGGAUCGGUGGCCCGUGGCGCGGGCUCCCGUGGGGAUCAGGAAGGCGCCAUGCUCAGGGCGGCGUGGAGGGCUCUGAGUUCGGUUCGAACCCAUGCCUCGGGCUUCGGGCUGCCAGGCAAGGCGAGCGCCAGGCUCCCCUCAGCCCAGUGGGGCCUGCAGCCUCCAAGCCAUCUCCUGCAGGCUACCCGCGGACACGCCGUCCAGAAGCCAAUCCAGCCCAACCAGGAUGGUGACCCACCUCUUUCCACGCUGCUCAAAGACUACCAGAACGUCCCUGGAAUUGACAAGGUUGAUGAUGUUGUGAGGAGAGUCUUGUCUUUGGAAAUGGCCAACAAGAAAGAGAAGCUAAAAGUCAAGCAAGAACAGUUGAUGGAGAAGAUUGAGGCAAACCUUGAGAACACCAGAUCCCUGGAGGCUCAAGUUGUCUCCUUGACGGUCAGGAUUCACAGUUUGGAAGAACACAUGCAGAAACACCGACAGGACAAAGCCCAAAAGCGCUAUCUUCAGAUGAGCACUAACAAGAGGAAAAAGUUGCUCACAAACCUCCGUAAGACCAACUAUGAUGUCUUUGAGAAGACAUGCAAGGAGCUGGGGAUUGAAUACACCCUUACCCCUCUGUACCUCCGUAAAGCCCAUCGCCGCCUCCUGACCAAAAAGGCUCUGUGCAUUCGGGUUUUCCAGGAGAAGCAAAAGCUGAAGAAGCAACAAAAGGCCUUAAAAGCUGCAGCAGCAGCAGCCGCAAAACAAAACCAGGGGAUCCCAGUGAGCCCUUCCAAAAUCUGACCAGAGACACUCAGCGAAAACCAAUAAAGUCUGUUCCAAUUA